CCCUCCCUGCCCUGGCACAGGGCAUCACAGUGCCUGUGCUCUCUCCGCUCACCAACAGCAGUCACAGCCUCAGAGACAGAAAUACACUUUGACUUUUAGACAGAAAAAGAAAAUCCUCAAAGAAAGGCACUCCUCAGGUCUGAUAGUGACCGCGAAACUAUCGCUAAAAGUGGGACAUUUUCGGGAUCGCCCCCCGACACCACCGUGUUUUUGGGCGGUGUUUAUUGUGAUCUUUCUCUGACAGUGGUCAAACAUACUUUCUUGAAGCUUUUCCCGUGUCCGGGAGUUGGUGUUUCCAUCCGCUUUUGUAUCGGUUUCCUGGAGUCGGACCGCGGGAUCCGCUUCACUGUGACCGUAACAUGAGGACUUGAUGGGAAAACGCCUGAAGUGGUGGAGCGGUCAGUGCGCCUCAAGCGAUAAGGUCAAUGUGGGAAGGCAACUUGCAGAAGAUGGGUUUCCUGAGUCUCCUUGUCGUUGCAAUGUUGUUCGAACUAUCGAGCACUGCCAAGGGUCCUCCCAAGAUCUCCAGGCGGGUGGUCAGCAGACAGUCCGUGAAGCUCGGGCGGACGAUCAGGCUGCCAUGUCCAGUCGAAGGUGACCCUCCGCCUCUGACCAUGUGGAUCAAAGAUGGACGCACCAUUCACAGCGGUUGGACCAGGUUCCGAGUCCUUCAGCACGGUCUCAAGAUCAAGGAGGUGGAGGCAGAGGACUCGGGGGUCUAUGUUUGCAGGGCAACUAACGGGUUCGGCAGCAUCCAUCUUAACUACACUCUCAUCAUCAUCAGUAAGUGGCCAGCCCAUAGCAAGACCGACAGACCUUUUCAAUUCUCCUCCAGCCAAUCUCUUCUAUAAUAAUAAUCCUUGCAUUUGAUAUCGA
Molecule: messenger RNA, 876 nt
Organism: Callorhinchus milii (elephant shark)
Lineage: Eukaryota; Metazoa; Chordata; Chondrichthyes; Chimaeriformes; Callorhinchidae
Exons: 3
Coding region: 371-598 (75 amino acids)
Source: RefSeq, a predicted model, not a curated record